Molecule: messenger RNA, 861 nt
Organism: Clonostachys rhizophaga
Lineage: Eukaryota; Fungi; Ascomycota; Sordariomycetes; Hypocreales; Bionectriaceae
Source: the annotation of a GenBank genome assembly
AUGUCUUCUCCCAAGGUCUGGCUCAUCACGGGAGCCUCGCGCGGCUUGGGGUUCGAACUUGCCAAGGCCGCUGCGAAAGCAGGACAUGUUGUCGUCGCAGGCCGACGCAGUUCCAAGCCGACUCCCCAAAGUGCUGAAAUUGAAACUCUCGGCGGCACGUGGGUCGAGCUCGACAUGGCGGCUAAAGACAUUGAGCCCACCAUAGCGGCUAUCAAAGACCGCCACGGGAAGAUAGACGUGGUUAUCAACAAUGCUGGAUACGGCCUUGGCGGGACUGCCGAGGAUAUGAGCAUCGAGGCAAUCCGAGACGUAUUUGAGGUCAACGUUUUCGGCCUUAUUCAAGUCUGCCGCGCCAUGGUUCCUCUUAUGCGUAGCCAGGGCGGCGGCACGAUUGUCAAUGUUAGCAGCGUGGACGGAAUCAUAAGUCCUCCAGGCAUAUCUGCAUAUUCCGCCACUAAGCAUGCUCUUGAGGGUUUCACCGAGGGCUUUGCCCCGGAGGUUGAGCCCUUCAACAUCCGAACAUUGAUUGUCGAGCCUGGUACUAUGAGGACUGAGUUCGUGGAGCCGACGGGAUCGGCAGUGAAUGUCCCUAUAAGCGAGCCAUACAAGGGCACGGUAGCGGAUAAGAUUCUUCAGUACGUGGUGGACGAUAACCGGGUUCAGCAGCAGGGUGCCAGCCCUCAGCUUACGGCAGCUCGUAUUGUCGAGGCAGUUGAUCGGACUGGUAUGUUUGCGGAGCGGGAGAUUGGCUUGAGGCUUCCGCUAGGGAAAGACACCCAGAACAUCCUGGAGUGGGGGAAGAAUCUGGUCAAGGAGAUCGAAGGCUUGCAGGAUGUAGCUUUGAGUGUUCACAACCAGUGA